UGUCAGGAUGUGGCGGUCUAUUUCUCCAUGGAGGAGUUUAAGUAUAUGAAAGGACACAAGGAUCUGUACAAGGAGGCCACGAUGGAGGCUCCCCGGCCUCUGAUAUCACCAGAAAAUCCCAGUAAUAUCUCUGAGGGAAACUUCAUGUUAUCAAUAGAUUUUAAAGUAGAAGAUGAAGAUAUUGGGCGGCACUCUUCAGGAGAAGACCUCAUUACCCAUAAUGUACAUCCAGGACAUUACAGUACAGAUCUAUACUAUAAUCUCCCUAAUCAUGAGCCUGACCGAUCACAGAUUGUUACCACAAGUACCGGGCAGAAGGCUGGUAAAAGGUUUCAAUGUGGGGAAUGUGGAAAAGAGUAUACAAACAGCUCAAAUCUACAUAAACACAGGAAAAGUCACACUGGAGAGAGGCCGUAUCCAUGUUCAGAAUGUGGGAAAAGUUUUAUUACUAAUAACAUGCUCAAGGUCCAUCAGAGAAUUCACACAGGAGAGAAACCAUAUUCAUGUUCAGAGUGUGGGAAAUGUUUUACAGAUAAAUCAGGUCUUGUUGUGCAUCAGCGACAUCACACAGGAGAGAAGCCGUAUUCAUGUUCUGAAUGUGGGAAACGUUUUACAUACAAAGCAAGUCUUCUUCGACAUCAGAGAACUCACACAGGAGAGAAGCCGUAUUCAUGUUCAGAAUGUGGGAAAUGUUUUAUGUAUGAAUCGCAAGUUGUGAAGCAUGAGAGAAUUCACACAGGAGAGAAGCCAUUUUCAUGUCCAGAAUGUGGAAAAAGUUUUAUUACUAAAAACAAACUCCAGGUUCAUCAGAGACGUCACACAGGAGAGAAACCAUAUUCAUGUUCAGAAUGUCGUAAAUGUUUUAUUUCUAAAGACAACCUCAACCUUCAUCAGAGAUAUCACACAGGGAAGAAGCCAUAUUCCUGUUCAAUAUGUGAGAAAUGUUUUGCAUAUAAUUCACAGCUUGUGAAGCAUGAGCGAAUUCACACAGGAGAGAAGCCAUAUUCAUGUUCAAAAUGUGGGAAAUGUUUUAUAGAUAAGUCACAUCUUAUUAGACAUGAGAAAAGUCACACGGGAGAGAAGCCAUUUUCAUGCUUAGAAGGUGGUGAACGUUUUACACAAAAGUCAAGUCUUGAUACACAUGACGGAUUUCACACAGGGGAGAAGCCAUUUUAAUGCUUCUUAUGUGGAAAAUAUCAUUUUGAAACUCACCAGACUAUUCUCACAGAGGAGACCGUAUUCUUGUUUGGAAUGUGGGACAUGUUAUAAGAGCAAAAAAUGAUUAU
This is a messenger RNA of Bufo gargarizans (Asiatic toad), 1286 nucleotides long. RefSeq names its product gastrula zinc finger protein XlCGF17.1-like. The record is from RefSeq and is a predicted model, not a curated record. NCBI's taxonomy places the organism in Eukaryota, Metazoa, Chordata, Amphibia, Anura, Bufonidae. Gene Ontology annotation, molecular function: RNA polymerase II cis-regulatory region sequence-specific DNA binding; DNA-binding transcription factor activity. Bases 28 to 1176 code for a protein of 382 amino acids. Gene Ontology annotation, biological process: regulation of transcription by RNA polymerase II. The transcript has 2 exons.